Polyodon spathula (Mississippi paddlefish) is the source of this 4497-nucleotide messenger RNA. Its product is annotated as voltage-dependent L-type calcium channel subunit beta-1-like. The coding region runs from base 226 to 1779 and encodes 517 amino acids. NCBI's taxonomy places the organism in Eukaryota, Metazoa, Chordata, Actinopteri, Acipenseriformes, Polyodontidae. Gene Ontology annotation, biological process: neuromuscular junction development; calcium ion transmembrane transport; chemical synaptic transmission. Gene Ontology annotation, cellular component: voltage-gated calcium channel complex. The record is from RefSeq and is a predicted model, not a curated record. Gene Ontology annotation, molecular function: protein binding; high voltage-gated calcium channel activity. The transcript is spliced from 12 exons.
CGGCAGUGACGGGAUCGGCUAGCUGUGACUGGUUGUAAUGGGAGGGAGGCGGGCUUUUGGGCGGAGAGGUCUCUCUGCAGCUGGAAGCUGGAUUUCAUUGUGCGAGUGAGAGAGAGACGCGCAGCUGUUGAUUGAGAAUUUCAACUGGAUACGCGAAAAAAAAAACCGGAAUAAAUAAUUUUUUUUUUCCUUGAAAAAUGAGUAGAAAAGUGACAAAAAAAUUAAAUGGUACAGAAUAGCAGCAUGUCCAGGCGGCCUUCUACUCCCACGCAGAUGGACAUUUCUGAGAAUCCUAAUUUACAGGGGAAGUAUGCCAAACGAAAGAGCCGCUUCAAACGCUCGGACGGAAGCACCUCCUCCGACACCACCUCCAACAGCUUCGUGCGGCAGGGAUCGGCGGACUCCUACACCAGCCGUCCCUCUGACUCGGACGUGUCCCUGGAGGAGGACCGCGAGGCUCUGAGGCGCGAGGCGGAGCGGCAGGCCCUAGCGCAGCUGGAGAAGGCCAAGACGAAGCCAGUGGCGUUUGCGGUGCGCACCAACGUGGGGUACAACUCCGCGCCUGGGGACGACGUGCCAGUGCAGGGCAUGGGCAUCUCCUUCGAUGCCAAGGACUUCCUUCACAUCAAAGAGAAGUACAGCAAUGACUGGUGGAUCGGCCGGCUGGUGAAGGAGGGCUGUGAGGUCGGCUUCAUCCCGAGUCCCGUCAAACUGGAGAACACGAGACUGCUGCAGGAGCAGAGGCUGAGGCAGAACAGGCUCAGCUCCAGCAAAUCUGGGGGAAACUCAAGCUCCAGCCUGGGUGAUGUUGCCACGGGAACACGCAGGCCCACGCCCCCCGCCACAGGUCAUGUCGAGUUGUCUAAUGUCACGUUCGAUAUAGACGCUCUCGAUCUCGAUGCUGAGGAGCCGGGCACCGAGCCCCUGGUCAACCAGCCCAAAACCAGUGUGAGCAGCGUCACCUCCCCCCAAGCUAAUGCCAAGCGCAUUCCCUUCUUUAAGAAGAUGGAGCAAGUCCCUCCCUAUGAUGUGGUGCCUUCCAUGAGACCCAUCAUUCUAGUGGGUCCUUCUCUCAAGGGAUACGAGGUCACAGACAUGAUGCAGAAGGCUCUGUUUGACUUCCUGAAACACAGGUUUGACGGCAGAAUAUCAAUCACUCGGGUGACAGCUGACAUCUCUCUGGCGAAGCGCUCUGUGCUCAACAACCCGAGCAAGCACACCAUCAUCGAGAGGUCCAGCACGCGCUCCAGCCUGGCGGAGGUGCAGAGUGAGAUUGAGCGGAUCUUUGAGCUGGCGCGGACCCUGCAGCUCGUGGCUCUCGAUGCCGACACCAUCAACCACCCCUCCCAGCUCGCCAAGACGUCACUGGCACCCAUCGUGGUGUACAUCAAGAUCGCCUCUCCCAAGGUGCUGCAGAGGCUGAUCAAGUCCCGGGGAAAGUCUCAGGCUAAACACCUCAACGUGCAGAUGGUAGCGGCAGACAAGCUGGCACAGUGCCCUCCUGAGCUGUUUGACAUCAUCCUGGAUGAGAACCAGUUGGAGGACGCCUGCGAGCACCUGUCUGAGUACCUGGAGGCGUUCUGGAAAGCCACGCACCCCCCGAGCAGCAACCCGCCCAACCCCCUGCUGAACCGCACCAUGGCCACCGCCGCGCUGGCCGCCAGCCCGGCCCCCGUCUCCAACCUGCAGGUCCAGGUGCUCACCUCCCUGCGCCGCAACCUGGGGGGGCUGUGGGGGGGUGUGGGGGUGGCGCACCAGGAGGAGGAGCAUGCGCUCUAGGAGGGGGCGGGAGGGGGAGGCUCUUACAGACACAGGCUCGACGCUAACAUUACAUUGCAGCUCAAGCCAGUCCACAUGCCUCACUGUGAAUCAGACGCUCUGUAUAAAGCACGGCAUUUUUUGUAAAAGGAAAAUAGAAACUGUUAUGAGAAACUGUCAUCCAUAGCUAUUAAACAGUCAAUAGCACGAUAGAGUCAACAGAGUUUCGAAACGCCAAAGGAAACAUAAUAAGUUUAGUGUCAAAUGUUGUGGCUAGAAGUCUUUCUUAGUGUCUUCAUUGUCCAAUUUGAAGACCUAGAGAAAGACUGGUCUGGUCGAUAAGUUUGUUAUGAAAACUAGCAUCAAAAUAUUUUUUUUUCUUAAAUCAGCACAUUUGCAACACAUUCAUAUUUCACACUGGCACUGUGAGGAGCGCACUGGAUCUGUAUCGUGCAGCACAUUCAUAUUUCACACUGGCACUGUGAGGAGCGCACUGGAUCUGUAUCGUGCAACACAUUCAUAUUUCACACUGGCACUGUGAGGAGCGCACUGGAUCUGUAUCGUGCAGCACAUUCAUAUUUCACACUGGCACUGUGAGGGGCGCACUGGAUCUGUAUCGUGCAACACAUUCAUAUUUCACACUGGCACUGUGAGGAGCGCACUGGAUCUGUAUCGUGCAGCACAUUCAUAUUUCACACUGGCACUGUGAGGAGCGCACUGGAUCUGUAUCGUGCAGCACAUUCAUAUUUCACACUGGCACUGUGAGGAGCGCACUGGAUCUGUAUCGUGCAGCACAUUCAUAUUUCACACUGGCACUGUGAGGGGCGCACUGGAUCUGUAUCGUGCAACACAUUCAUAUUUCACACUGGCACUGUGAGGGGCGCACUGGAUCUGUAUCAUGCAGCACAUUCAUAUUUCACACUGGCACUGUGAGGAGCGCACUGGAUCUGUAUCGUGCAACACAUUCAUAUUUCACACUGGCACUGUGAGGAGCGCACUGGAUCUGUAUCGUGCAGCACAUUCAUAUUUCACACUGGCACUGUGAGGGGCGCACUGGAUCUGUAUCGUGCAGCACAUUCAUAUUUCACACUGGCACUGUGAGGGGCGCACUGGAUCUGUAUCAUGCAGCACAUUCAUAUUUCAGUUGACUGCGGUUAAGAGGAAUCUGCUGCACAUUGCAGACAGAAAGCAAAACCCAUCUUGUCACAGAGAGCACAGCAGCUAGAGACUGAUCCCCCAAGCACUGACAAUAACUCUACAGGGAGAGGGGAGAUCCCCGUUGCAUAGCGUUGAAUAGCGGUUCUCUGAACCCAGGUUUUACUAUUAACCUGUAGUCCGUGCUUUGUUUUACACCGGACAAAACAAAAUAAACUAUCAAAAAACUUUUUUGUGCUGUGGAAUGGGAAGUUCAACCCCUCUCCGUCCAUUCAACUAAUCACAAAGUAAAAAAAAAAAAACUAAUACAAAGAAAGGCAAUGGUGCUAAAGCAGUGCAGCAGCAUGUGUGAAGCCCAGCUGAGCUAGCUGCCAGUGCUCGUGUUGUGCGGUGGCACGCCCCUUAUAAAGCUUCCCACAGUAAAAGCACAGCAAAGUGAAAGCUUGCUAAAACACAGAGCGAAACGGUGAAGCAAAUUUUAAAACUUGGCAAACCAUGCUGAACUAUGGUAAAGGCAUAGUACAAAACUGCAAAUGUAUCAUGCAGAUUUACUGUGGUGGACUUUUAUAAGGGACAAACUAAUCAGAGAGCUGUAGUGUAUGAACUGCCCCUCUGGGCUUCCUUCAGAAUCACCCUGUACAUCCCAUAAUACACAGGGUAUCCUGUAAGUCAUCACAGGCAAUAUCAGACUCUCUGCCCAUUAGAGUGUGCUCUGUUCAAUGGGGCGGCUAUACCCCCUCGACUAUCUGCACCACACAGUACUCUGAAUUCCUUCCUCUGCUUAAAGAUAUUUCACAGCUGAGAGAAGCAGAGACAGCUGAUAUUGACAGCUGUGCCUGGUUAUGGGACACCUUGUAAAUACUGUAAGUGUAUAUCAGAAGGGAGCUGCAGUCCUCCUGUAUGAAGUGAUGAAAACAUUAUCAAUUAUAUAUUUUUAGUUGUGAAUGUAGUUGUUUUUUAUAUAGACAGAAUGAAUGCAGGUUUAGCAUAAGGGCUAAUAUAUAUCUUAACAUCCCAUCAGGUUUAGGGUUCACACCUACCUCAUUAGGGCAAAACAAAUCUCCCCUUUUAAAAUGUCUAGAUUUACCUUUAAUUGUAACAUUUUACAUCUAUAGCCCUCCUUGUUGUAAUAUUAUUAAUAACAAUCACAUUAGUGUCAGCUAGCCAGAGCAGGAUGCCUGGUUUUGUUUGAAGUUUAAAACACUGGAACAUGUCAGUGUUUCCCAGAUUGAACUUGGAACUCAUAAAAAUACAGUACACAGAAAAACGCAUUUGCCAAAACGUUUGUCUGCUUGACUUUACAUUUCUUCUACUUGCACCUUUUUUUCAAUAGAGAAAAGGAUCUGGGAAAACUGCUGAGAUAUAUUUUUGACUAAACUAACUAACUAACUGUGUGUCUAACAGGGCGCCUGUGUUUGUUUUUUCUCCUCUAUAACCCCCCGACGCUGCAUGGUGUGCGUGUGUGCUUUGGUUUUGCGCUGGCCCUCCAGGGCCCCUACCUGGUGCACGGGGAACAGCCUCGGCUCCGAGACGGGCCUCUGUCGGACCGGGCCGGGCUGCGGGAGUACCAGCCCGACCCAGGCA